AGUUAAAACUUAAAACCCAUAUAUAUAAUUAACUGGAUCAUGGAGGCAUAUCCAUCAAUGUCGUCGUUUCCAUGUUCAUCGUCUUCUUCGAUGUCGUCCCCACCGCACGCGCCUUUGAGCAUGGAAGUUCCCAAAACGGAGGUGCAAAGCGAGGAUCGGGAGGAGAAACCGGAGAAGAAGAACAAGUCCAGCUGCGGCAGGUAUGCCUUUCAGACUAGGAGCCAAGUUGAUAUUCUUGAUGAUGGUUAUAGAUGGAGGAAAUAUGGUCAGAAGGCUGUCAAAAACAAUACUUUCCCCAGGAGCUACUAUAAGUGCACACACCAAGGAUGCAAUGUGAAGAAACAAGUUCAAAGGUUGUCUAAAGAUGAAGGAAUUGUUGUGACAACCUAUGAAGGCGUCCAUUCCCACCCAAUUGAGAAAUCCACAGAUAACUUUGAAAACAUCUUGAGUCAAAUGCAAAUCUACGCCACUUCACCUUUUGAUUCAUUUUACCAAAAUUAGACCAUCGUGAAUCUCCCUCGUAUACGAGGUGUGCAUUGUAAUAUAGUGUCAUUUAUGCAUGGUCAAGUUCCGGUACGGUUACAUGAGCUAUAUAUGCAUACGGGGUGUCAUGUCAUAUCAUAUGUAUUUAGUGGUACAAAUUUGUAAAAUAAUUGAAAAAUGAUGAAUAUAACUGAGAUUCUAAGGAGCCGUUAUAUAAGAAGCGACUUAGAAUUAUUGAGAUUCUCGAAGUAGGAAUGUGCCCAUUUCUUUAGUUUUUAGUGAUUAUAAUUGUAUUAAAUUUACAUCAUAGUGACAAUAAAAUUUACAUAUGGCAACUACUUAUAGU
Cuscuta epithymum is the source of this 829-nucleotide messenger RNA. Lineage: Eukaryota; Viridiplantae; Streptophyta; Magnoliopsida; Solanales; Convolvulaceae. The record is from the annotation of a GenBank genome assembly.